AUCAAAUAUAUUUUGGAUAUUAUUUAAUAUGCAUUAAAUCUAAAAAAUAAUUAAUAUAUAGGUUUAUAAAUCUAUUUUGGAUACACUCGGGUACCCAAAAUAUUUUGGUUCGGAUCGGGUUCGGUUUUAGUUCUUUAAAUACCAAAAUUUUAGACUCAUUCGGAUAUUUAUUCAAUUUCGGUUCGGGUUCAGUACUAUUUUUUUGGAUCGGGUUCGGUUUGGUUUUUCGGAUCCGGGUUUUUUGCCGAUAACUUUUUUUUCUUCUUGUCAUCACUCUAUUUUCCACUCUAAAAUAGAGUAACAUUAGAACAACAACCAACUAUAUUAUAGAAUUAUUCUAUCUUAGAAAAAAAAAUAGAAUAAAUCAUUGGAAUAGUCUUAAGGUCGUUCAUAUAUACAAAGUACAUACACACUCUACUCAUCUUAAAAUGUUUAACAUAGGAUGCAAACCAACCCAAAUACUGUAUAUAUGUACCCAAUGUCCAACAAAUUGAUUGUCGAACAAAUCUGUUCUUUUUAAUUUUACUUCUUAUCCACACACACCUUGAGUUUCAUGACAAUUGAUGAAUCUUGAAAGCAAUGUACCAACAGAAAGAAUUGUUCAAAUAUGGGGUUUCUGUCCUCGCUCAAUCUAAAAUAUGGCCUUCCUCAUACAUCAUAGCUGCCUCAAUCCAUUUAAAAUCAACCAAUAAAUUUGAUUUGUGUAGAAAGCAAAACCGAGUUGUUGAGAUGCAUUAAUAGUACGUGGCCAAAGUAGUAUGGGCAGUUUUUGUGGGCUAAUACAUGCAGUUAAUGCAUUUCUAACCUUCUUUCUCAUUAUCGUUGUCAUCAUUUUACAUCAUUUAUGAUUGUACAUAUGCAUUUUAGUUUAUUUAUUGUAUUUAGGUUGCAUUUCACUUUUGCAUACUCUUCGAAUCCUUUUAAGUGUUCUUGGAGUUUAUGAGAGAAUGGAUACUUGGAAUGGAGGAGAAAGAAGAGCUAGGGAAGGGGUUAUAUAUAUAUACAGAAUCCAGAAUACAUAUCUGAAAAAUUGACUUGGGUGAAGCUCUUAACAAUCAAAACUAAUUCAUGAAAGUAGUUUAAAAUCAUUUGGAAAUAUACCCCCAAAGUUAUGACUGAAUUAAUGAACAUAUAUCACCAUUGCGAAAAAUUCCGAUAAUCCAGCGCCCAGUGGUCAUUUCCAGCGGGUGAGCGGUGACCGUUGGAUUCCUAUAAAAGUCAAUGUUUACAUUUUGACAAACUUGACCCAUGUUUUGACCUAAUUUCUUCGAUUAACAUGUUUAGUUUGUAUUCUCUAUAAAACUAAGCUUUUUACUUUCUACUUGGGUUUUAAGAUCUAAACAAUAUUCUUACAUUUUGGAUCAAGAUUUUUCUCGUUCAUAUGAAUAUGACAAUUACUAGUGAAGGAUUUCUCACCUCUAUCUUUAUGUUUAUGUCUUAUUUUUGUGUUUCAUUUUGAGGAUUAGUGAAAUUUUUCUUAGAGAUUUUAAGUUUUGUAGAUUUAGCCAUUUAGGGUUGUCUCUAAAAUUGCAACUCUAUACGCAUUACGAAGGAAGGUAUAUAUGUACUUUCUAGGUUUCCGACCCUUAAUCAAUAUUCUCAAUAGUCACGGUUGGACAUAAGUCAAAUUCAAAAACACACAAAACUUGAGUAUAAUUAAAUUUUGUUCAAAAGAAAAGAAAAGAAAACAAAUAUUGAUAACAUGUCAAACUCAUGGCGAUGCUUGAAAUAGGGGGCACAAAUGAACUGUCCGAUCAAUAUGGUCAUUCACUUCUGUUUGUGUUGACACUCCAACUUGUUUAUUGGGUCUCCUGUCAAACCAAACUUCUUAUAAACUUGUGAAGUUGCUUUGAUUCUACCUUUCAUAUUGAUAUCUCUCUCUCUAACCACUCUUCUUCCGUCAUUUUCUUUUUGUAUUGAAAAUUUCAGACAUAGUAUAGGAUUUAAAGUAAUUUCUCUUCUCUUCAUAUACUUGUAACUCAGUGAAUAUAUAAUAUAUUACUUUCGAAUUAAGUUUACAGUUAUAUUCAAAUGAUAUCCAUCGUGUUUUAUUUAGGCAUACUAGUAAGCAAUCAGUCGAAAAUUUGAUGAUGUAGCUAGAUUACAGACUAAAUAUAUGUGUCAAAAUCGAAAUCAUUUCUUUAUUUAUUAAUAAAGCAAACUAACCUCAAAACUCACCGACCUCAUCUCUUGCAGUAGAAAUCAGAGUAAAAUGGACAAGCAAUUUAAUUUUAGAAGGAAAAUAAAUGGACCAACACCUACUCCUAGCUACUCCUCAUAUAUAGUUGUCUCCUCAUGAGAAAUCGAUUAUCUUUCUGUAUGAUCAAACAUGGGGAGUGAAGUAGUAAAUCCGAUCAAACCACGGUUUGAUCUGAGCAUGUCAAGACGAACCCGGAAACCAUGGUCUUCAAGUCUCGUCAACGAGAUGCAACAUCAAGUCCUGUCCACGCAAAGCUCACAGCAAGAGAAAGAAUUAGAGCAAGACGAAGACCGAGAGAUUGAUCGUAAGAGUUUGAACAAUCUGAUGAGAAGUGAGCAAGAAUCAAAUGGAGAAGCUAAUGUUAGCAAUAAGAACUCUCUAGGUCAACAUUUCGGGGACGACGAAGCGAUCAAGCAAACAAUGCAAGUGGUGGUCAAGAAGCAAGGUGGGGAAAAUGGUGUUAAAUUCAAAGGUAUGAUGAGUCGAUAUGUUAAGGUCUUGAGCGGUCUGAUGAAGGCCAAACGUGACCGCAAAACAUCGGCCUUGCGGUUUAAGACAUGAUUCGAAUAUAUAUAUACGUACGUUCGUGUGCCUUACACGUAUAUUUAGUUUAGAAAUGUUUCGCGUACGUACGUAUUAUUGAUGUGCAUAUAUGUUGUUGGCAUAUUUGUUUUCACUUUUGAGAAUGUCAUCUUAGCACUAUGUUCAUCCGUACAUGUACCUUUUGGUUUUGAAUAUCAUUGCAUGUUUUUUUCGUUUGCUAA
Brassica rapa (field mustard) is the source of this 2964-nucleotide messenger RNA. RefSeq lists its product as uncharacterized. The record is from RefSeq and is a predicted model, not a curated record. NCBI's taxonomy places the organism in Eukaryota, Viridiplantae, Streptophyta, Magnoliopsida, Brassicales, Brassicaceae.